GCCUGGCCGUGCGGGCCCUCCCCGCGCUCUGGCCUCGACCGUCAGAACCCACCCGCGGCCCGGGCGGAGCCUGUCCGCGCUGCCGGCCCCGGCGCCAUGGCUCAGAGCGGGGCCCCUGGGCUGCAGGAGGAGAACCUUCAGGGCUCCUGGGUAGAACUGCACUUCAGCAGCAGUGGGAACGGCAGCAGCGCUCCAGCCUCCGCUUCUAUUUAUAACGGUGACAUGGAAAAAAUACUGCUGGACGCCCAGCAUGAGUCCGGACGGAGCAGCUCCAAGAGCUCUCACUGUGACAGCCCGCCUCGCUCGCAGACGCCGCAGGAUACUACCAGAGCCUCUGAGACGGACACGCACAGCAUCGGGGAGAAGAACAGCUCCCAGUCCGAGGAGGAUUUUAUUGAGAGAAGGAAAGAAGUGGAAAGCAUCUUAAAGAAGAACUCAGACUGGAUAUGGGACUGGUCGAGUCGGCCGGAGAACGUCCCCCCGAAGCAGUUCCUCUUCAAGCACCCGAGGCGCGCGGCCGCGCUGAGCAUGCGCAACACGAGCGUCAUGAGGAAGGGGGGCGUCUUCUCCGCGGACUUCCUCAAGGUCUUCCUCCCGUCCCUGCUGCUCUCCCACCUGCUGGCCAUCGGGCUGGGCAUCUACAUUGGACGGCGUCUGACCACCUCCACCAGCACCUUCUGAGGACAGCGUGGACGUGGACGUGGACGUGGACCUCGCUCACCUCGGGGUCGGUGCUGGCCGCGCUGUUCCCUGAGUGCGAGAACAGACGCGGGCCGUGCGGGAACCAAUCAGUGCGCAGGUCAGACUGAGGAGCACCCACCGCACCAAUCGGGUUGCAAGUUUUCUUAGGAUAUUAGGUAGAAAUAUCUAGUAGAUAAUUUUAAUACUCCAGCCAUGAUGUGCUAUAGUAUUUGAAAAGUGUAGCUGAAACAUGAAUCCGGUUAACACUAAAUUCAGACGAAUGAGUAAUGUUGAUGUGAAAAUCACCACAUGAAGUGGUUUGUCUAAAAUACUAUCGUGGCCUUACAUUCACACUGUUGUAGAAAAUGUGCUUCAUUUAGACUGAUGAGGUUGUCUACUGAAGACCUCUUAACUAUGCUCAUUGUUGCUAAGUAAUGCUUAGACACAGGGUGGGGGCAGGUGCAGCCCCACCUCGUGGUCCGCGGCCGGGCGCCCUCGCUUCUCCUGCCCUGCUUUGUGCUCGACCCCGGUGUACUUGUAAAGCUGUGUUAAGCAAAUCUGUCUACUUUUAAGAGACUGGAAAUAGAAAAAAAUAAUAAAUCUUUGCCAAACCCU
Messenger RNA from Lepus europaeus (European hare), 1296 nucleotides. It is a transcript of the gene BNIP3, whose product is annotated as BCL2 interacting protein 3. The record is from RefSeq and is a predicted model, not a curated record. Gene Ontology annotation, cellular component: nucleus; mitochondrial outer membrane; mitochondrial envelope. The transcript has 6 exons. Gene Ontology annotation, biological process: mitochondrial outer membrane permeabilization; positive regulation of apoptotic process. Bases 97 to 681 code for a protein of 194 amino acids. Lineage: Eukaryota; Metazoa; Chordata; Mammalia; Lagomorpha; Leporidae.